GAUAGUUGGAACAAAAUGGCAGAACCAGAGAGCAAGGUGGUGGAGGAGGUUAAGGAGGAGGAGGAACACGAGGAAGGGGUCGAUGAGGCAGAAGGAGAGCAGGUUAGUGUUGGGGAAAUAGCCAAAGUGAUGCAGAACCCACAGCUGCUAUCAGCAAUUCAGGACAAGCUUUCUAACAUGGUGGGGACGCCAUCUGGAUACGUGCAGAGUCUUCCUAAAGUUGUGAAAAGGCGAAUUAAGGCAAUGAAGAAAUUGCAGUUUGACAUUGUGAACGUAGAAUCCGAUUUUUACAAGGAGGUGCAUACACUUGAGUGUAAAUACGCUGCCAAGUAUGCUUCAAUGUUUGCCAAGAGGAAGGAAAUUCUGCUUGGUACAGUUGAACCAACCGAUGAGGAAGCUGAUUGGCCGAGUGAUGAGGAGGAUAAGGACGAUGAUUUACCAGAGGAUCUGAAGCAGAAAGCUGUAUUAGAGGACAAAACGGACGAAGAGAAGAAAGAAAACGAGGAUAAAGAUAAAGAAGACGAUGAUGUCAAAGGAAUUCCUCAUUUCUGGUUAACUGUUUUUAAGAAUGUAGAUAUGCUAUCAGAAAUGGUCCAGGACCAUGAUGAACCUAUUUUAGAACAUCUUCAAGAUAUACAAGUGAAAUUUUGGGAAAGUGAUCCUGUUGGUUUUACACUGGAAUUUUACUUUUCACCAAAUGAGUAUUUCAAAGAAACAGUGUUAACAAAACAGUACACAAUGCGGUUUGAACCAGAUCCGACCGACCCGCUAUCUUACGAAGGUCCUGAAAUCAUCAAAUGCAAAGGAUGUACUAUCACUUGGAAUACGGGGAAGAACAUCACUGUCCGUGUUGUGAAGAAGAAACAGAAACACAAGGGUCGAGGAACCACGAGGACCGUCACGAAAACUAUUCAGAACGACUCGUUUUUCAACUUUUUCAAUCCGCCCACAGUACCAGAAGGAGAAGAAGGAGAUAUGGAUGAGGAUCUGGAGGCCUUACUAGCAGCUGAUUUUGAAAUUGGUCAUUUCAUCCGAGAGAGAAUCAUCCCCAAGGCCGUUUUAUACUUCACUGGGGAAGCCCUAGAUCACGAAGAGUUUGAAGAAGAAAAUGAGGAAGAACAUGAUGCUGAUGAAGAUUAUAACGAAGAUGACGAUCCCGAUUUUAACCCACAGGAUUCUGAAUAAACUUGCAUCAUUGAGAGCUUUAGGGUGAGAAACCUGCCGAAUGCAAACAGCAAUAGCUACAUGAUUAGGAACAAAGUGAAGUUAACACGGAUACCAGUGUCAUUGAACUAGAGACCAUUUUGUGUGUGUCGCUGCAACUGGCCCAGUCAUCUUUUGUCAGUCGCUGUGCCGGUCUAAUGGUACCGAGGCUGGCUGAACUGGUGGCCUGCGCAUUUAUCACUUCUGUCAGUGGAGAACUGGUAACUACUGCAGGACCAACAGAGAUGGGAGACUGGACUCUGACCACAAUCUGCCAUCCCUGUUGAUGACUGUCGACUAUCCCUGUUGAUGGAUAUCAAGCAUUAUUAUGGUGCUGCUUCGACUAUCUUGCUCUUUCCUUCAGUCUUAAUAACGAGAUCCAAGCAUGUAGUCAUCAAAUGCAGGUUUCACAUGCAAAAGUGUAACAGUUAACUGCUGCUAAGAACUAUUAAAAGCAAAUCAAUUCUCAUAACCAUUCUACAGGAAGGUUAAGUUUAUUUAUUUUCAAGCCCAAGAUUCAUACAGUUAACUGUGUGCAUUGACCAACUUCUCCUAGCAAACUACUUAAAUUGUCUAAACUUCAGUUCUUCUUCACUGUAUUAGCUUGUUAUUUGUGGAUAUGAAAUGAUUGGGAGUAUUUUCCUGAAGUCGUGUAAUUUAUGAAAGCAUGUAGAAGUAACAACUGUGUUUUUGAAUUUUUAAAAAUAAUGAAUUAUGGAGUUGUGAAGUAAAAAGUGCUUGAAAGGACAAUUACAUGUAGGUUUACUUUGGUUGUCUUGUUCAACCUCUCAACAUGUUUAAAAUGGAGUCACUUGUCCAACACAAUUAUAAGAGAUUUUUAGUAGCUGAAAUGUUCUGCAUUAUAUAGUUGUUCAUUUAUGCAAGACAAGACCAAAUUACAAUAGUGUCACACACAAUAUGAAGCUGUGGUGAUGAUAUUCAUCAGAUGAUGAGUGUACAGUCGUAAUCAGACAGAUCAGUGCUGUCAGUCAGUCUGACGUCUAUGGAGGGAAAAUCUAACUUAAGCAGGGCCAGCUCUGGCUCAGCAGAAAGGUUUGCCAUAUUAUCUAUUAAAUUUACAAAUUUUAUAGUUUUACAGUUAUUUUGUGACAAAAUAUCAAUUACUACAUGAAAUAUUUGUUCAGAUUAAAAUAGAAUGUGUUGAGUACCAGAGUGAUCCCUGCUGAGACUAGAAUGAGUGCUCUGUCAUGUUUAAUACAUCAUCACUGUCGGCUUUGUUGUUACUCGAGUUAGGAAUAUUGCUGUUUUCAUUUACCAUUUUGUGGAUUAAGUUGCAUAAUCAGUUGCUCAUUUUCAUUUGCCACCAAUGACAUGUUAGUUUUGGGAGUUCAAAUUUAAUUUUUAUUGUUGUUUUAACAGUAAAUUGUGAAAUUGUCUGACAUCUUUACUGGUAAGUGGCUGAUAGUGGCCGCUAUGAUUAUGCAACUUGCAAAAAAAUUCUGUGUCAAUUUUGAGAUCAUUGCAGGUAUGUUAUUUAUUGGUUGCUUUCAAAAGAUGGCAAUGAAAUACCGCAUAUUGGUUUCAUUUCUCAUCAUACAUUGCAUCCUCAGGGGUUUUCGGGAAAGUAGUAAAGAAUCAGGUUACACUUGUUUAAUCAGGGGUUUUCGGGAAAGUAGUAAAGAAUCGGGUUACACUUGUUUAACCACAAGCAUCUCUUAGGAAUGUUUAUUGCAAUCAAUUUUUGGAUAUUGCUUUGGCCAGUUUAUUUAUUUUAAGUGAAUUUAAACAUGUUUUGUUAAGAAAAACCCUAAACAACUCGAUAAGCAGGGUUCACGCUGUUUGCCACGGUCAGAUUGAAAGUUGAAUUUCAUAAAUAUAUUAGCAAUAAAACUAGGUUAGGUUUGUGAAAACAAAGUUGAAUUUGGCUACAAACUUUCAAACUUGGUUAAUAUUUAUCCAACAAUACAACAUAGUUUGAAAUAACACCCAUUGAUUCUGGUUUAGUACCAGAACAUAAUCUUUAUAAAAGUAAUAAAACUAUGUAGGCCUGUAUAGGGGUGUAUGACAUUUAUAUCAUGACUCACCAGUCCAGCAUCGAACUCAUCUGUAACUAUAUUUUUAUGCAUCCUCCACAAUGUUAAACACAUUUAUGCACUAAGUUAUAUUUCGGUUCACAUAAAACCACCCGUGGAGGACGAUCUGAAGCACACUGGAUAAUGUGCAAUUUUUAAAAACUUCUUAUUUUUUCUUUUUUUUCAAAUGUCAUCAAAAGUGUGUCCUGAUGCUUCAAUGUGCAAUAAUCUGUAGGAGACAUCUUGCUAUGAAAUCGGGAGGAAACAAAUCCAGACAAAAAUGUCAAAUAAUGAAAACUGUUAGUCUUUGGGCACAUGUAAUAUGAAUGAAGCAGUGUUUAACCGGUUAUUGAGAGACCCGUGUUGGGAAUCGGUUGGAAUUUUAUUAUUGAUGAUCGAUCGGUCAAUUUUAGAUCCCACAAAUCAGUUAAAAGAUCUUCAUGAGAAAGAUCUUCAUGAGAAGGAUUUGAAUUAAAUGACUGUUGUUGUGCAACUUGCUAAUUUUACCUUCAAUAACUAGUAUAUUUUUUCUAAACAUGUUUAUAAUUCCAUUAUCUAAACUGGAGACACAAUUACUGUUAACAUUUUCCCACACAAUCGAUUAUUAUUAUCAAUAUUACAUUGGUUGAGCCUAACUGAUUAAUUUUCUAUUAUAGCCACUGGAACAUCACUACUGUGUAAUGAGACAUUCAAAUCUUUUGAUUCCAUGACAAAGUGUGCAUCUAAAAUAAAUUCUGUAACUUCUUAAUUUGAAAAACCUGGCAGACAGUGGGUAAUAAUCGUGGGUUAUGCGUCGAAGUCAUGCUCCCCAAGAAAAUGAUGAAUUUUUUGGUGGGGGUGUGGAAUAAGAAAAUUUACUUGAACAUUAUGACCCCCUGAAACCCAACCCCUGCACACAUGCCAGUAGUGUGGUGAAGACAGGUUUUUCUCUCUCGAUGUAACAAUGCUACAAACAUUUGCACAUUGGACCAUUACAAACACCUUUGAUGGAUGUUUGUGUGUUGGAAAGGGAGGUUCACAUAGAGAUAAAUUUUUAAUGCAUUUAGUGAAUUUUGUCAUUUUUACUGUUAAAUUAAAAUUGUUGCAUGUGUUUUGGGGUAUUUGUUUGGGCCUUGUUGACCUCUUGCUUCUAUAAACUUGAUGUUGCCUGCUACAACGGCUGGUCAAAUGCAAUUGUACAUAUGUUUUAGUUAUACUUCGUUCUUCGAUGCCUUUUAUCCAGCUCGGGACUCUUGUUUGUGUUGCAGCAAGAUUGACAAGUAAACAUUUGGCCACAUUUGUUAAUAAAUAUUCACAUGGUUGAAAAAAAGAAAAAACUAUGGUAAUCUCACAAAACUAAAUUAAUUAAUUUGGAAAUAAAACUUGUAUCGUAAA
Messenger RNA from Gigantopelta aegis, 4610 nucleotides. RefSeq names its product nucleosome assembly protein 1-like 1-A. The coding region runs from base 16 to 1185 and encodes 389 amino acids. The transcript is spliced from 16 exons. NCBI's taxonomy places the organism in Eukaryota, Metazoa, Mollusca, Gastropoda, Neomphalida, Peltospiridae. Gene Ontology annotation, cellular component: chromatin; nucleus. Gene Ontology annotation, molecular function: histone binding; chromatin binding. Gene Ontology annotation, biological process: nucleosome assembly. The record is from RefSeq and is a predicted model, not a curated record.